Panicum virgatum (switchgrass) is the source of this 2329-nucleotide messenger RNA. RefSeq lists its product as uncharacterized. NCBI's taxonomy places the organism in Eukaryota, Viridiplantae, Streptophyta, Magnoliopsida, Poales, Poaceae. Bases 1129 to 2124 code for a protein of 331 amino acids. The record is from RefSeq and is a predicted model, not a curated record. The transcript has 3 exons.
GUCUCUCCCGUUCCACUUUCUCCGGCUACAGCUCCGCAAGGCGAAUUGGAAGUGACUGCCGCUCCAGCGCCUCUUCCUCUGGUGCCUCCUCUUCUCUGGUGGCUGCGUGGCCACUGGAGAGAAAGGGAAACCGAGAGAUUUAGCCAUCUGGCGGUAUAGCUCCUUCUUUAGCUUAGAUCUAGGUAGGUAGCUUUGUAGUUCCCCAUGUGCGUGGUUCACUUCGCCUGGGGAUUUUGCAGUGCUGGCUUUGUCCUCUGGCAUGCCAUCUGGCGAGUGCCAGGGGCGAGCGAGGCGCGUCUAGCUCGGCUUCACCUCCGGCGGUGACAGGUUCUUCGGUAACGCUGGUGUCUUUGGCCUGAGCUUUGGUGUUCAUCUGCUUUUUUGCGAAAAGUCGCCGGUUCUUCCACCAGCGAUGGCGGAUCUGUGCUUCCCUAGUUCCUUUCUUCAUGGCGUGCGGGCGGCCGAUUCUCUUUCAACGAAAUCGAUGCGUUGUGGUGUUGCCCAGGCACUGGCUAUUGCGGCGAAUCCAAGGCUUGGAGCCCUGCGUCAUGGGGGAAGUCGAAGCUAUCCUGCUGGCGGUGCGAGUCGUCGAUGGCUAGGCCUGAGGAAGAAGACAUCGAGAAGCCGCUGGAAGCUGUGUGUGUGUGUUGUAUUUUUUCUUUUUCGAGAGGCUUUUCUAUAGGAGAGUGGGAAUGUACUGCGCUCUACCUGUAAUAUAAUUCCUUCUUUUCGUUAAAAAAAAUGACACUUGGUGCGAAUGCUACAUUCGCACCGGGUGUGGCUCUCAGCUCCCUAGAGGGUAUGGUUCGAACAGGGGAUUUUUCUUUUGGCACUUGAGUGGAGAAGAAUAUAUGUAGACCGAAAAGAUCUAGAUCGAUGUCUCUAUAAUGUGAGCCUUGCUUUAGUUAAGUAAAAUGUCACAAUUGCAUCACUUCACAAAACCAGAGUAUGCAGAAAUCUGCGCUCAUGUCGUUUUUUUUAUGAAUAAGCAUUCAUGUCAUUCAUGUCACCUUGAUGAAUUUGGAUCCAUGGAUGAGUUCCAAUUAAUGAUUUACGAAAACUUGUUCGUUCCUUGUGGCAGGUCUGUUACCAAAUGGCAACUUUGAGCAGGGCCCCGACGAGUCCCAGAUGAACGACACCAGGGUGAUGAGCCCAGACGCCAUACCGCACUGGGAGAUCUCAGGGUUCGUGGAGUACAUCGGGUCCGGGCAGCAGCAGGACGACAUGAUCCUGCCGGUACCGGAAGGGGCGCGCGCCGUGCGGCUGGGCAACGACGCCACCAUCCGGCAGCUGCUGAGCGUGACCCGGAAGAAGACCUACUCCAUCACCUUCUCCGCGGCGCGCACCUGCGCUCAGGCCGAGAAGCUCAACGUGUCCGUCGGCCCGGAGUCCGGCGUCCUCCCCAUCCAGACCGUGUACACCAGCAGCGGCUGGGACUCCUACUCCUACGCCUUCAGAGCCAGGCACAGCACCGUGUGGCUCUCCAUCCACAAUCCUGGCCACGAGGACGACCCGGCGUGCGGCCCCCUCAUCGACUUCAUCGCCAUCAAGACCCUCAGCCCUCCGCGCCGCGAAAAGGGUAACAUGUUGAAGAACGGUGACUUCGAGGAGGGCCCGUUCAUCUUCUCGGACACGCCGUGGGGCGCGCUGGUGCCGCCGAUGGAGGAGGACAAGGUGUCGCCGCUGCCGGGGUGGAUGGUGAUGUCGGACACGAAGGUGGUCAAGUACGUGGAUGCGGCGCACCACGCGGUGCCCCGCGGCGCGCGCGCCGUGGAGCUGGUGGCCGGCGGCGAGGCCGCGCUGCUGCAGGAGGUGCCGACCACGCCUGGGCGGUGGUACCGCCUGUCCUUCUCCGUCGGGGACGCGGGCAACGGCUGCGCCCAGGCCCUGGCCGUGAGGGCGUCCGCGGCGUCCUCGAGCCGGGUGGUGGCGCACGAGUCCCGGGGCACGGGCGGGUCCCGGCGCGGCGAGCUCGAGUUCGCGGCGGCCGCGGGCGUCACCCGCGUCGUGUUCCAGAGCAUGAACCACCACACUAAGCCCGACGGGACGCUCUGUGGGCCGGUCGUGGACGACGUCUCCCUCGUCGGCGUGAGCAGGCGCGCGGCGCGCCGGCUGUUCAUGUAGUUCCGUUCGCCGCGUGCCGCGCGGAAACUUUGGACCAGCUUUUGCCUGAUCAGCGGUUAAGGCUUAAGGUGCAUCCAUGGUCAGAAUCUGCUCUGGCAUCAUGGAACCCAUAUGAUCACCAUUUUCGACCUUUGGAAAUUUUGUUUGUCAGUAGUGAUUCUGGUAGAUUCACGGUUAGUGAACACUUGAGUUGCCGAUCGAGUUU